This is a messenger RNA of Cryptotermes secundus, 4903 nucleotides long. RefSeq names its product facilitated trehalose transporter Tret1-2 homolog. The record is from RefSeq and is a predicted model, not a curated record. Bases 340 to 2004 code for a protein of 554 amino acids. Gene Ontology annotation, cellular component: membrane. Gene Ontology annotation, molecular function: transmembrane transporter activity. NCBI's taxonomy places the organism in Eukaryota, Metazoa, Arthropoda, Insecta, Blattodea, Kalotermitidae. Gene Ontology annotation, biological process: transmembrane transport. The transcript has 5 exons.
UCAAGUAGUCGGCCUUCUGAAGCCUAAAUCCUAGGUUACAAUGCUUAGCUAGUGCAUGUCUCUCCCCGCUCUCUUUACGUGUGUUUACUGUGCUAUGAUUGCAAUUUCAUUUGCUAACUGGGAGCCCGGAGCAGCAGUGGCGCUCUAUCAGCUGUGAGUGCUGUUCCGCGGCGCGCCUGCUUGUGACAAGUGACUGACUGCUUCGCGCAGCCUCUGUGAUCGCAAGGUGAGCCAAUGGUACGACACAAAAGUGUAACAAGAUGCACGUGACCAUUUCAAUAUCAAGGUGAAGUGAACUGCGGGCCAUGAAUAUUUUGAGAAACAGCAGAGUAUUUGUGAAUGGAGUGGAAACGGAAGACUGAACCGGAUUGUACGUAUAUCGUCACCAUGAUUGCGAAGCGAAUGUGGAAGAUCUGGAAAUGGGGGAUCGCCAGAACGGUGGCGGCGACAGUAGCAGCACACGGAAACUCGGUGUCUGUGGGGCUUUGCCAGGGCUACUCGGCGGUGCUUCUGCCCCAGCUCCAGCAAGACGGAAGUCAGCUGAUGGUUACAGAUGAAGAAGCCUCAUGGAUUGCCAGCCUUGGAGUAAUUUCGAACCCCAUUGGCGCUCUCUUGGCCGGAUUCCUGAUGGAAAUAUUCGGCAGGAAAACGACAGUGAAGUUAACAUCUCUGCCCUAUAUCAUCGGAUGGGUCCUCAUCUCUUUGUCAGACAACAUAUUCAAACUCUACGCUGGCAGAUUCAUCUCCGGACUGGCAGUCGGAAUGGCUACGGCCAGCUACGUGUACGUGGCCGAAAUUUCCCAGGCGGAGCAGCGAGGAAUGUUGUCGGCUAGCGGACCUGUCCACGUUUCUCUCGGUGUCCUGGCCGUCUACAUCCUCGGUUUCAUAGCACCAUGGCAACGAGUGGCAGCUCUAUGCACCCUGUGCGCGCUCCUUAGUUUCAUCGCCAUGUGCGCAGUCCCGGAAAGUCCAGCUUGGCUGUCUUCUCACGGAAGGCCCGCGGAAGCCCUUUCAGCACUUGUGUGGCUCAGAAGAAAUCCAGCGACUGCUGAAGCUGAAUUAUCUGAACUGAUGGAAACUGUAGCUAAAGAGAAGAAUAAUAAUUGCCUCAUAAGUCCGAUAUCAAGUAAGAGACGUAACAUGCUGGCAGUCAAGAAUGUCCUGAAACCAUUUCUUCUGCCUACAGCUUGGAAACCAUUUAUAAUACUGUUACUUUUCUUCGCGUUUCAAGAAGGUUCUGGCAUCUAUAUUAUCCUGUACUAUGCUGUUAAUCUUUUCCAAGAAGUAGGAACAGGUCUCAACGAGUAUGUGGCGUCGAUAGUUGUAGGAGGUGUCCGCCUAGUGAUGAGUGUAGUUGGAGCCAUUCUUAUGAACAGUUUCGGCCGAAAGACACUAGCUGUUGUUUCCGGGUUAGGUAUGGCCAUAUCUAUGGUGGUCGGUGGCGGUUAUGAAUACUUCUACUCCCAUCUGCCACCAACUGAUCGGCCAUUAGCUUGGGUUCCUCUGAUCUGCGUCCUAGGACAUGUAUGUGUUAGCAUGAUGGGGUUCCUUCAGCUGCCAUGGAUGAUGAAUGGAGAGUUGUUUCCUCUUGCAAUUAGGGGUGUAAUGGGUGGAAUAGUUGCAUCAUUAGCCCAUCUGUUUAUUUUCGUUUCUGUGAAGACAUACCCAGAUCUUAUGCAUGCUCUGGGCACUAACGGUACUUUGUGGCUCUUCGGAGCAGCUGCACUCUUGGGAGCUGUGUAUUGUUACAUGUUCCUUCCAGAAACAAGAGGAAAAACGUUACGAGAAAUUGAACUGGAAUUCAGUCCAAAAGAAACGUGUAAUUGUGAAGAGAAUGCUAAAACAAGAUACACAAUGAAAAGCGAGCUUAGUGGAUGUAAUAAGAAUGAGUUCAAUCGUGUUGAAAAUGGGAGAACUCCUGAGAACUGUGAUAUAACAGAUGUUUUCACAGUGGAGGAGCGAUACGCUAAGUUUAAACGUGAAGGAAACGGCACUACUACUUAAAUGUGUUUAAAAGCCCAGGCUACUCAAACUGUAAUCAGUCGCAACUCUCAUGAAUACAUCCGGAACGUUUCCAUGAAACGUUCAAAUGUGAUAAGUACUCAUAAAUCACCGUCAUCAAAUCCAGAAGACGGAAAAGAAAAUUCACAUCAUGCACUGUGCUACUUAGUGGGUUCUGGCAGACGCCAUAAAUUAUAGGCUUUUUAAAGUUAAAAUUAUUCCGCGCUGAAUUAUUAUCCUUCCUCGAUAAAGAUUAUUUGGCACAAUUUUUCACUUGUAAUAUCUGGAAUAUAUAUAUAUAUCAAUUGUCGUUACCAGCUGUUAAAAUUUUAUUGUACGUGUUUAUACGAGCAAAAUGAAUACGAAUAAGUUUUCUUAAUUUGUGUUUCAGACUUUUAUGUUUAUCAUAACUUGAACAUAUGAUUAUAUUUUAAUAUGCUUCAGACAAAAGUAAAACUAUGUAUUCUUUAUAUUUAUUGAUUGUAGGCGCAUUUUGCAUCCGUACAUAUUUCGAGUCCUUACGAAAUUGCACAGGAUGUUGUGUAAUUGCGACAUAAAAUGCUGCUAAAUUACAUAUAAGAAAGCCUAAAUUUGUAUACACAUGACCGAAAUUGAAAAUAAAUUAAUUUUCGUUUUAUGAUCGAUUUUUAAGGAAAUUGUUCUUUUCGGAUAAAGAGGUGUUUGUGUAUGCUGACAAAACUGGAAUAUGUUACAGUGGAUUUGCUGAUUUUGUCUUUCAUUACGAUUCACUGUUAAUGUUGAGACUGAUUUUUAGUUUUUGCACUGUGUGGAUCACUUCGACCUUGAAGAUAGAAGCAGUAACUACCUCCGAAACAUCGCCCACAUCCACAUGGUGCAAAUAUCUAACAGCAGAAUUAUAUUCCCGUGUUACAGUGGAGACUCAUUUGUCAUACGAUAGAUGGCAAACAUAAUGAAACUCUACAAGGUGUAUCCGGUACCGAGAUGGAAGCUAGGUAUAAAUAUUCAUGAAAUCAUGUAGAAAUGAAUAAUUUUAUACUUGAACUCAGUUAUCAGAAUUUAUCAUCAGGCAUGUAACUAAACCAGAAUUUAGGAGUAUAUUUAUUCAGAAUUACUGGGUUUUUUGGACCUUUUCCAUCAUCCGGUAUUCUAGAAAAAAUAAAACACGUUUUGGAAACUUGAUCUCUUCCCAUCCUAAAGUGAGGGGGGGAAAGACACGUACUCAGUUGGGGCCCUUAGAAAUCACUAUCAAACACUAGUCUCUAGAAUAUCGGAUGAUGGACAAUGCCCCAGAACCUAGGAAUUCUUAGUGUUAUUCACCAUCAUAAGAGCCCUUUAGAAUCUAGCAUAUUUACCAUUUAGAAUUACAAGUUACUAUAAUAGUAAUAUGUCUCAAUAGUCAAUUUUCUGAAGAAAACUGAUAUUAAAAUUUUCGACAUCUCGAACAAAGUAAAUCUGUACAGAACUCACCCUUUUUUCAGAAUACAGGCCUAUUCAGUGCAUAACAGUAAAAAUUAUACCUUUGCAUUGAAUUUUUAUCAUAUUAUUCAUUCACAUAAACACUAAAUCUUGUUAUAUAACCAUGAUAUUGUAACGUGUUUGGAGUAGAUACUUCCAUGGCAACACAAUCACAGUGGACUGCUGCAUAGACAAUGCUGAAACAACGAACGCGUUUCCCCGGAGAUGAACAACAGAAGGCCAUUGAGUACCAACGGAUGAGACAAAACACAUUACCGCCGUAAUCUAUAGAGAUCGUUCGAGAAGCAACGGAUUGCCGAACAAGUGAGAUCGAACCUUGGCGAAUGGUGUCUCGUAUCCGGUCCGCAGAACACCUACAUAAGUUGAGAGCGACAGAGCUACAGGACAACAGUCGAGAUCUAGCCUUGAUACAAGACAGUUGGAACCUAGUCGAGACGUCGCAGAAACCACAUGAUACCACAAGCGGUAAUACUUGUAUGGUGUAUAAUUGUGAGUGUCCAAUAAAGAUUCGCUGAAUCCGAGACCCACUUGAAUUUAUUUGUUGCAUGACAUACCCAACAUGUGACGAUAUCAUAAAAAUAUUAAGACUCAAAGUCAAACAUAGCUCAUGGAAGAGUCAGAUCAAUUUUAAACAGACUUGUUACCAACCUUUCACUUCAAAGGAGUUACAUCAGCUACACAGCAUGAACUGAACGAUACAUAAACAAUAGUUCGUAACAAGACAGAAGAUAAUUGUCUAUACGGCAGUGGUUGAUUCAUUACAGUGACAUCAUGUUGGUAUAUUGUUCGUUAAGUUAGAUUUCAUAUACAGCAAGUUUCGGGAGUUGACUCUACUUCAGUCUUCUUGUGAAUUGUUAUCGUACUGACAAAUUUUAAAUUACUUUUUUUUUUAAUUAGUGGUUAGUUUUCUAGCCUGAUACCAGAAGAUCCCAAGUUUGAUUCCAAACAUUUGCAGUAAUGUUAGAAAAACUAAAGUCUGAUCAGUAUAGAGGCAGCCAGUCACAUGAAAUGGAUUAGAAGUAACUCCUGAAUAACAAUAUCAAAUAUACUCAGACAACUGCCCAUAACUGACACAACCUUGGUAUAUACCUAUAUAUUAAGGGUUGAUACAAAAUUAAAAUAUUAACAACUAGGCUUAGAUUCUUAAGUUUUUAUUUGAAUAAGGAUGAAUUCAAAACUACAUGACUGUGAGCAUGAUCAUUUACAUAAUAAAUGACACAAAAUAUACACUUCUUGCAAUACGUUCAAUAAAUGGUAAGUUCUGGAAUGCCAAAAAUUGUUUUUGGAAUUUGUGGCUUUUUCUUAUUAUUUUCUUAUUGUACUCUCCAAGUCCAGGGUUAACUUUACCAUUACCCUCCCCAUACUCUCAUGUGUCCAAUUUUGGACAGUUAUGGAGUUAUGACCGUUUUUUCAUUCCCGUACACGCCCUUGUAUGAACCGCGUC